CCACCAGGCUGAAGACCUGGAUUAUCUGAUCUGUACUGAAAGUGUGCCGUUACUGUUUGGGAAAAAUAUCAUUUUACAGUGAAAAGUGACAGCGUUGUGGAGUUUAAUCCUGCCAGAAUCUCAAGCCUGCAACUUGAAACUUGCAUGCCAUGGAACACACACUAUUUGGCUGCCUGCGCAGCCCCCAUGCCACCUCUCAGGGCUUACACCCCUUUGCCCAGUCUUCUCUUGCCCUUCAUGGAAGAUCCGACCAUAUGUCCUACCCUGAUUUAUCCUCUUCAUCGUCCUCUUGCAUAUUAACUGGCUAUCCCAAUGAGGAGAGCAUGUUCGGGAGUCAGCAUCACAGAGGGCAUCAUCAUCACCAUCAUCAUCAUCACCAGCAUCAACAGCACCAGACCUUGCAAUCAAAUUGGCACGUUCCUCAGAUGUCAUCUCCUCCUGCCUCUACCAGACAUAGCCUUUGCCUUCAGCAGGAAUCUGGACCUCCAGAUCUAAGUGGAAGCCCCUCUAUUUUGUGUUCAAAUACAUCUAGCCUGGGCACUAACAACUCAACGGGUGCAACAUGUGUGACAGGGGACUAUGGCAGACAGACCCUAUCCCCUGCAGAAGCAGAAAAGAGGACUGGUAAAAGAAAAAGUGACAGCUCAGAUUCCCAGGAAGGAAGCUACAAGUCAGAUGUGAACAGUAAACCAAGGAAGGAAAGAACAGCAUUUACAAAAGAACAAAUCAGAGAGCUAGAAGCUGAAUUUGCUCACCACAACUACCUGACAAGAUUGAGAAGAUAUGAAAUAGCAGUGAACUUGGAUCUUACAGAAAGACAGGUCAAAGUUUGGUUCCAAAACCGAAGAAUGAAAUGGAAGCGAGUAAAAGGGGGCCAACAAGGUGCUGCCGCUAGAGAAAAGGAACUGGUGAAUGUAAAAAAAGGAACUCUUCUACCUUCUGAGCUUUCUGGGAUCAGAUCAAGUAGUCUUCAGCAUACAGCUGACUCAUUAACCAAUGAUGAUAGCCGUGAUAGUGAUCAAAGCUCUGAACAUGCACAUUUGUGAUUCCAAAAAAACAAAAGACUUUCAAGCAGUUUUGUUCUCAGGAAGAAAUUGCUACAUGGCAAGACUUAUUCAAGCAAUGUCUAUGUACACAGAUAUUCUGCUGAACUAAUCUGUUUGUAAUUUUUUUUUGAAGAGUUUACUUAAAUACCACACUAAUGUCUUAAAUACAUGAUUAUGAAGAAGGAAAACUGGUUUGGAACAUUCCAACACUUAAAUGAUUACAAAGCUGAUGACUAUGGGCAGGUAUACUUGCUUUAGCUUGCACUGAUGUUUACUCAGAAAACAGUUUACUUAAUACAAAGAUAGUUUUCACUUUCAAAAAGGCAGUGAUAAAAAUCUGCUAUUUUAUAAGCAAAACGAAAACAAACUAAAUAAAUAUAAAUUUUUAGCUCUGUAAAUAUUCAUAUCGCAGUAUCACUAUGUUCACUACUUUUGCAAUGCAUUCAUGUAUGAAGUAAGCAUUGAACAAAAAAAGACAUUUCAAUACGACUUGUAUCCUUCUCUCUUUAACGCUCUUCAGUCCUGCACAUGAGUUCAACUUGGAAAUAUUUAUAUUAUUAAACUGGCUUCCUCAAGGAGAUGUAGUUUUCUAUUGUGAUGUCAGGAAUAUCCAUACUUAUCUGCCACUUAUCUGGCCUAACUGUAUUUCUAACAUCUGCUAAAUGAAUGUUACUGAGACUAGAAUAUCUUACUUUGUUACUGCAAACAAAGACAAAAUCAAAUUUACAGUUCAACAGAAUGGUGAACAGUUGCCACAGAUAAUGCAGCUCCCUUGGAACCCUUUUGUGUAAUGCUGUGUAACAUUGAAAGUACUUUUCCAUUAUUCAGACCAAGACGAGACCAGACCAAGAAAAAAAAAAAUAGUUGUUAAAAUUAGAGACAAGAAGAAUAUUAUAUUUUAUGCAUGGCCAUCCACUUGUUCUAACUUUAAAGGCAAAUGCUCAGGGGAAUAUUUUUGAAAGUCAGUGGCAUAAAUAACACCACCCACGGGACAGCACCGCAAAAGCCACCAGAUCCCCCGUCACCGUAUCUGCCAGGGUUUAAACAGAGCUUUCGCACCUUCCCGUUCUGGCUGGAAUAAAUCAAAGAUGGUCAUGCUUGCCACCUGUCGAACGUACAGCCAUCUUUGAUUUUUUUCCAUUGAAGUUUCAGCAAGGUGGAAGAGGCAGAGAGAGAGAUAAGCACAGUUAGAAGAAAAGUGUGGUAUUCAGCUUGGUGAGAAAAUGCUUUCAAGCUAUCAAUGCAGUGCCGAGUGGCCAUUUCUGCAGUCAUUUUACUGUCAAGUCUGGAGUUAAUGGAGACCAUUGAACAUAUUUGCAGUGAUCUUAAUGGCAAGUCUGGGAUUUUUUGCAAGGUAUACAUGUGCUUCAUUAGUUCUCCAAGGGGGAGGGACCCCCCAUGUUUGUCUGCAGUGGGGGCCCUCAAACUCUAGUUACGCCACUGAUGAAAGUAUUGAAGUACAGUCACUUUAAAGUCAUGUACACCAUGUAGAAUAUUGUGUAAUUAUUGAAAUACAAUACAUAGCAAUAUUGUGGUGUAAAAGGAGUUAUUAAUUUGGAAAGAAACGGGUAAAACCAUCUUGACUGCCACAACUUUUUGCAUAGCAUUUUAUACCAUUUUUUCAGGCCAGAAUUCAUCAUUGCCUGAAUUUUCUGUCUUGUAGUCUGACUAGUGUGAUUUAUGGUGUACACUUUGGUUUUAGUCGGGCAUUAAAUAAAAUACAAUGAUUAUUCCUUUUGUAGUGGAUUAUCUCCAAAAUUGUGGUGCAUGGUGUUGAUUCACCAGUAAGCACUAUAAAAGAGAUUGUCGUGUAUUUUUCACUGAAUUUACUCCUUUUUGGGUGUAGAAUAUUUCACAAGGCUUUCUAAAUGUGCCCAUUUAGCAAGCAGAAGCCACAAAGACAUUAGCGCAAAGCAAAUGACUGGGAAAAGAGAUCAGAGUGUUCAGUACAAGUUAAACCAGCAAAUUCUUGACAAUUAUUGAGCACUAGCACAAAAAGACAUUUGCUCAAGGCACUGUUAUUAUACUUUGUCACUCGUUUACUGAAUUUACAGUGCAGCCAAUAGUAAAAAUCAGUCUAUUCCACAUCCUGGACUCCCACCCACAUUCACGCAAACAGAAUCUGCAGCAGCUGUGGCCAGACAGGUUAGAUGACUGUAGGUUUGGGAGGAGGGGGAAACUAAACUGGGACUAUAUGUCAGACUGGGGACUGCCUGAGGAAACAAAACAGGGAUCAGCCAGGGGAGACAGACAAGGCAUAAAUGGGCUGGAUAAAUUAGCAGGUGAUCAGUGUAACAGAUUGGGGGUCCAGCUGAGGAAACAAACAGGAGAUCAGGAAGAGGAGACAGACAGGUAUCAUUGGAUUGGGGAAAUUAGCAGAUGAUUUGUGUGAAAGAUGGGGCAAUUCAGCUGAGGAAACAAACGGGAUCAGGACGGAGAGACAGGCAGGAUAUGACUGAACAUGGAUUCUAAAGAUCUACGAAUACAUAAUAUUUCAUGCAACUCAUUCACAAGCAAAACCAGCAGAGCCUUGAGGUCCCUCUUAGUCUAGGUAGUUGAAAAGUACCCAAACUACUCACUUUGUUUGCAUAAAGGUGGAUACAAAACAAUUAAGGUUGCACUUAUUAAUGUGUACUGAUUAAAAGAACAAAGCCAAAAUAAAAGCUAGCAAUGCAUUGUCUUUACUUUGUAAAAAAUGUUCAAUAAAAUUCUCUUUAACUACCA
Messenger RNA from Xenopus laevis (African clawed frog), 3770 nucleotides. RefSeq names its product mesenchyme homeobox 2 S homeolog (gene meox2.S). Gene Ontology annotation, cellular component: nucleus. NCBI's taxonomy places the organism in Eukaryota, Metazoa, Chordata, Amphibia, Anura, Pipidae. Gene Ontology annotation, biological process: regulation of transcription by RNA polymerase II; regulation of DNA-templated transcription; somite development. Gene Ontology annotation, molecular function: DNA-binding transcription factor activity, RNA polymerase II-specific; DNA binding; DNA-binding transcription factor activity. The record is from RefSeq and is marked provisional.